This is a messenger RNA of Trypanosoma rangeli, 351 nucleotides long. RefSeq lists its product as uncharacterized. The coding region runs from base 1 to 351 and encodes 116 amino acids. The transcript has a single exon. Lineage: Eukaryota; Euglenozoa; Kinetoplastea; Trypanosomatida; Trypanosomatidae. The record is from RefSeq and is a predicted model, not a curated record.
AUGCGCUCUUUUUUUAAUACGGCCGUUAACGCGAAGGAUGCCCACAGCCUCAACAUGAUGCGCAAGUCCUUGGAGAACAUCCGCGCCCAGCGGGCGAUGGAAAAGAUGAAGGAAACCGUGCUGAAUAACUCCGGCCGCGCUGAGGAUCCGCUUAACGUUGGUGACAUGGGCCAUUAUGCGGCAGGCGACGACGGCGCCGCGUUUGAUCCUGCGGCGGCGGAAGAGAACACACCGGCAGCGAAGCGAAAACGAGAGAAGGCUGCAUACCAAGAGGCCCCUCGCCGCCGGCAUGGUGUUAAGGCGCAUCCAUUCGGCGACGAAGAUCUCCGUGGACUGUGGGACCAACACUAG